Molecule: messenger RNA, 1212 nt
Organism: Gilbertella persicaria
Lineage: Eukaryota; Fungi; Mucoromycota; Mucoromycetes; Mucorales; Choanephoraceae
Exons: 3
Coding region: 1-1212 (403 amino acids)
Biological process (GO): regulation of DNA-templated transcription; cellular response to starvation
Cellular component (GO): nucleus
Molecular function (GO): zinc ion binding; RNA polymerase II transcription regulatory region sequence-specific DNA binding; DNA-binding transcription factor activity, RNA polymerase II-specific
Source: RefSeq, a predicted model, not a curated record
AUGCAAUCUAUUCCAUAUUAUCAACAACAACAAGGCUAUCAACCUCAACCUUAUCAACCCCAACCACCUGCUGCUCCUAAUGUAUUGAACAAUGGACCCGCCUUAUUAAAUCAUCCCAAUGGUCUUCCACCUAUGCAACAUCCUGGUAUUCCUGAUCAAUCACAAGUAGCUGCUGGUACUCAACCUGCACCCAAGCGCAAACAAGUCAAGAAUGCCUGUACCAACUGUCAAAAAGCUUGUAAGAAGUGUGACGAUGCUAGACCAUGUCCUAGAUGUAUUAAAUACGGUAUUGCUGAUACCUGUGUCAAUUCAGUCAGAAAAGAACGUAAGAAGGGUAUCAAGCGUGGUCCUUAUAAGAGAAGACAAAAGACUGAGGAAAAGCCUCGUAAGAAUGGUAACGACAUGAACCCUGAUCAACAUCCUGCUCAAUAUGCUCCUGUUCGUGGACCUGCUAUGACAUACGGUUAUCCUAGCAACUUGAAUCAAUAUGGUCAACCUUUUGAGAUGCCUUAUGGACAAUAUGCUGCUGCUGCUCCUUACCAUAAGGACCAAAUGAUGUCUCAGCCUUAUGUUGUAAACCCUGUCUAUCCUCCUAUGGGCUAUCCUGUCAUUGUCCCUGGUGCUGAUGGUCAACAACCACAACCCAAUCAGCAACCUCAAAACCCUCCUCAGCAACACGCUUAUCACCCUCAAUAUAGUACCAUGAUUCAUCAUCAGCAACAGCAACAAGCACAACAACAACAACAUCAACAGCAACAACAACAGCAACAACAACAAGCACAAAGCACUUCCCAACAAGCAUCUGCAUCCUCAAGUCCUCGUCCUCCUAUGAUGCAACAACAUAACGAACAUGUUAUGCACCAAUCUUCACCCGCUGGUAGUCCUCAAGUUUACUAUCAACAAGCUGCUGUCGCUGCUGCUGCUGCCGCUGCUGCUGCCACACCUCAGCAAUCCUCAGCUCAAACUUCUCAACAACAUAGCCAACCUCCUUCACAAAGAAAUAGUCCUCAUUUGCCUGAGAUCAAGCCAGAGCAUACUUCUAACGAAGCAUUUGCCAAGCCUACUUCAAUGACACCUGUUCCUUCUACAUCUACUUCCACUGCCACUACGUCUUCCCCUGAAUCAGGUAAGAUAAAAAAUGAGAGAGAAAGGCUUUGCAUGCUUAUUCACAUUUAUUUUAUAGGUUCAUGGGUUCCUCCUCGUUCUUCCUAA